AUGCGCAUCUCUGAGGUCUUCCCAUGGUACUAUCAAUAUCUUUUCAUGGUCUUUGAGCCAAGUGUUAUUAUUGUGUCUCUAUCUCUGAUCCCAGCAUCACCAUCUAACCACUUCCACUCCUUGGCUCCGAACGACAGCAAUGGACCUUUCUGGUCAAACUCGGCUUUGCAUAAGUCAUGCGAUGCGGAGACUGCCUGGAACACUCCGCAACUCCGCGGUCUCUGGUAUUCAUACAUUGGGGCUCUUGCCUUCAGUGCUGUGAUUGAGCCGCUAUUAUUAUAUGUGGCUCGCUACAAAUUGCGAGACGUCUCUGAUGCGGAAGAAGUUAUAAAAGCAGUCCUGUUCGCUUUCUUUGCAUUUGAUGUCUUUCACGCUGGUGCGACAUUGGCCGUCACCGGAAUAGGCGCAGCACUCCCUGGAUCUCAAAUGCACUUAUACGCUAUGGUCAAUGUUUGGGUCCCUACUGCUUGGAUGAUUUUGCGGACAUUGUGGAUAACUGGUGUCGCAAGAAAGUCCUUGGUCAACAGGAUGAAAAGUGAAUAA
Messenger RNA from Fusarium venenatum, 543 nucleotides. RefSeq lists its product as uncharacterized. Lineage: Eukaryota; Fungi; Ascomycota; Sordariomycetes; Hypocreales; Nectriaceae. The record is from RefSeq and is a predicted model, not a curated record.